This is a messenger RNA of Biomphalaria glabrata, 2641 nucleotides long. RefSeq lists its product as uncharacterized. Bases 263 to 1540 code for a protein of 425 amino acids. NCBI's taxonomy places the organism in Eukaryota, Metazoa, Mollusca, Gastropoda, Planorbidae. The transcript has 10 exons. The record is from RefSeq and is a predicted model, not a curated record.
GGCCAGUCUCACAACACACACACACAACACACAACACACACACAACACACACACACAACCAGAACGUAAUAAUAAAUUUCUUGGAAUCGAAGUGUUUCUACUAACUGCGAACUUUGACCUACUUAAUAAAAAAUAAAGGAGCUUAAAAGAGUUGCGCAGAUUUAGCUCAACUCUGGAGGACUUGUUUGAUGCAAUGAUGUAGCAGAAAUAAUCUUGACCCAAGUGAUUCCAUGACACUUUUUGUUUCAGAGUAACAGUUCAAAUGUUUAGAGUUUCGGUUGUACUGGUUAUGGUCGUUUUCAACGUUUGUAAAGCCUCAUCACAGAAGUCAACAUUAUUAACUUUAACGAUUGGGAAAGAUGAUGGUGAGGAAGAUGCAGCGGUGGACGAAAAUGAAAUAUACAACGCCACGUGUACAGCGACAACUUUAAGUCAUGUGACUUUAUCGUGCGGUAACAUAACGGAGCUAAUGCAGGUCGAUUACAGCCUGACUGCUGCAGUCGUGUUUACCAGAAACACGUCAGGGACGGAUUGUAGCUGCACUGCUCAUGACGGCAAAGGAAGUGGCGAUGUACAGCUGGUUUCAAAGAGAAUUACCGUCAGAUAUGCAGCGUCUAUAACAAGUUUUGCUACGGACAAUUCGCAUAUAAUAGAUAACGGAAAUUGGGGAGGCAUUUAUUGUGAAGCUGUUGGCUAUCCACUGCCAAGAAUAACUUUGUGGAAAGACAAUAACAUCCUGAAAGAAAACCCGAGCGGUAGUAGCCUUUCUUUCCGACAGCUCAUGUCCUGUGCAGACACUGGGACAUAUCAUUGUCAGGCAGAGAAUGGGAUAUCUAAUAUGAACUCAACAGAAGUGAUCCAUACAAGAACCAUACAUUUAUAUGUCAGGUGCUCACUGCAGUUUAGCUCCACUGGGUCAGUGCACAAGUUCACUCAUAAACCCGGUGAGACAUUCAUCUCGACGUUUACCCUGAUGGGCUGGCCUGAGCCAAGUGAGUUUUCAGUCUUGAAGUCAGGUCUAGUCUCGAACAGGUUGACUGUGCACUAUUCCGUAGAGAAACUUCCGCAUGGAAAAGUAGAUCUUAAAAUUGAAGAGCUGCAAACUUCUGACUUUAGCAAGCACACUGUUGUGAUAUUUCAGCAUGGGUCUCCACUGCUGACCUACAACUUUGUCAUAGAAGAAGACACAGAAAGCAGUAGACCUAGUGUAAGCGUCAUUGCUGGAGCUGUUGUCGGAUCUGUUUUUCUUGUGACCACACUUUUUGUUAUCGUGAGACUCAGUAUGUCAAUCUGUUGUAAAAGGAAGAAAACAAUUAGUGAUCCAGCCAUAGAAGAACCAGGGAGAGAGAAUGGAUCUCACUUGGCGUCUGAGAGUUCUUACAUUCCAUCUGAAGGUUCCUACAAUGCGACUGAGAGUGAUUACAUUCCAUCUGAAGGUUCCUACAAUGCAUCUGAGUGUGAUUCCAUUCCAUCUGAAAGUUCUUUCCUCUCACCUGAAACGCCUUAUAUACCAUUUGAGAAUGAAAUAUCAAGAUUGUAACAGUAAUCGAAAACAUGAACAUUGAAUGAAAGAUGUUUUAGCUUCAUGUAUAUUUUAAUGUGUUCAGUAGAUGAAUGUUCAGAAAUCUCUCAACUAUAGUCGAAAGCAGAAAGUGUCUUCAUCAAAUACUUUGGUUUAACUCAAUUGAACACAGAUCUAGCAGUUGGAUUGGCCGGUUGGUGCUAACUGGACUCAUUUUAUAGCAGUUUUGAGUAACAAGUGAUAUAUACCCUUUUUUAAUUGAAACACACAUCUCUAGCAAAACGAAAAAAUGGUUUAAACAAAUUGUUUUAUGCUUUUGUGUUUCUUGUGGUUUAAAGACAUUUAGCUCUUGCUUCUGUACCAUGAGGACAAAGUUUGAUUUUUAAUUAUGAAAUGAAGGUUAUUGUAAAGUAUUAACCUGGCGAUUGAUAGGAAAAUCCCCCUAAAUUGCCCUAAAUAAUCAGCAACUAUUGGGGGCAGUUGAGUAGCUAAGAAUUUUCCAAGACGGGGUGCUUGACCUCUUUGGGGCCACUGCAUUUUGACAUUCGACAAGAUGACACGAAAUAAUGGUGUAAUAGUUAACGAAAAAACAAAUUUAUUUGGAAGCCCCCUCAAUUGAGAGCCCGAGAGAUUUUCAAAUUCUUCCCCCUCCCCCACCAUAGCUACGCCAGUGAUGGGGGGUUGGGUUCCUUUAAUUUUUUUUUCCUGAACCCUAUCUAGAUGAUGGAGUCACCUGUGAUAUCUACGCCUGGUGCCCUUGAGCACAAUUUGGGCAUUGAUCGAUGCGGUGCACAUCUCGAGUAAAUAUCUACAGGACCAUUUGGGUACUUAACAUGUGGACCUAUGUAUAUCUUUUUUUUUUUAGGAUAACUCAGCUUUUUUAGCUUGUGACAUCAAACUGUCGUGCAACUUUAAUCCUAGGAAUGCUUGGGCUUUUGCUUCUUUUCUUUUUUGGGGCUCUGUCUCUUUUUUGGGGCUCUGUCUCUUUUUUUGGGCUCUGUCUCUAUUUUGGGAUCUGUCUCUUUUUUUGGGCUCUGUCUCUUUUUUUGGGCUCUAUCUCUUUUUUGGGCUCUGUCUCUUUUUUUGGGCUCUAUCUCUUUUUUGGGCUCUGUCUUUUUU